This is a messenger RNA of Anolis carolinensis (green anole), 2276 nucleotides long. It is a transcript of the gene pigq, whose product is annotated as phosphatidylinositol glycan anchor biosynthesis class Q. Gene Ontology annotation, cellular component: membrane; endoplasmic reticulum. Gene Ontology annotation, biological process: GPI anchor biosynthetic process. The record is from RefSeq and is a predicted model, not a curated record. NCBI's taxonomy places the organism in Eukaryota, Metazoa, Chordata, Lepidosauria, Squamata, Anolidae. The transcript has 11 exons. Bases 290 to 2032 code for a protein of 580 amino acids.
AUCACUGGGCCUGUCACAGAGAAUACGGCCUGAGGGGAGCUUGGAGUUUUUCACGUGGCUUCCCUGGUGCAGCGCUGAAGGACAGAACAAGGACAAUGAUUGCUGGGUGUUGUUAACUCCAGGCCUGCCCCCUCCUUACAGAAAUGAUGUUUCUGUUUGAUACUUCUGAGUUAUUUAAAAAGACAGCGUCACUUAGUUCCUGGGUCAACAUUCUGUUUCUCUUUAUGAAAACUGAAGUUUUGGUGUCACCUUGGAUUUCAGGGUUUUAUAGUUUUCAGACUGCUGUGUCAUGGUGCUUAAGAUUUUCUUCCCUUUCUGCUGCUCCUCAGCUGAAAGUGGCCUCCUGGUCGGGCGAUGGAUUUCGGAACAGAAUUCCGCCGUCAUCUUGGCUGUCAUCCACUUCCCUUUCAUUCCUGGUCAAGUGAAGCAGUAUCUCUUCAAAUUGCAACAUAUGACACAGGUCAAUAUGACUGUGUUGGGUUCCUGGACUAACAGUAAGCAACCCAAAGAAGAGAGUUUGGAAAGGUUCCUGGAAGACCUCGGUGCAAUCUUCUCUCAUGAUCCUUGGGUCCAGCUCAGCAAGGAGAAAGACAGCAAGUUUUGGAGCUGUGUGGCCACUCAGAAACUGUCCGAUAGAAAUGAAGAAGAUGAAAUUGUCUUGAUUUAUUAUGACCAGCGCAAAGUGAUGCUUUCACAGCUUCACCCUCCUCAGUGGUCAAUUGCUUCGAAUGAUCAGAAGACAGUAGAUUCUUCCAGAUUAACUGUUGUGUUUGACACAGUGGCAAAGAGCAAGUUACUGUUCAUGAGAGAUCAAUACGAUGAGGGGCCCAUCAAGCUUACCCACUGGCAGUCAGAAGGCGUAGAAGCUAGUAUUAUUGUGGAACUGUUAAAGCAGGCUUCUGUACCCACAUGUAUGCUGAUAACAUUCCUCCUUUCACUUGUCUCUGGAAUUUGUAAAAGCAGAGCCUUGACCAUCUGGCCACUAUCUUUCAUCUGGAGCAAACUUUCAACAUGCGAGCAACUGGGGCACCGGCUGCAGCACCUCCAAAUCAUCAGCAGUAGCAGAAAAGCUCCAAAUCAGACCCAGCUGAUGAGAAAAGCAAACAUUUUUCUUUCUAUCCUCAUUGAUGUGGCUCUGGGGAUACUGCUAAUGUCAUGGCUGUAUCAGAAAAAUCGUAUUGGACAUCUUGCCAAUGACCUUGUUCCAAUGGCUGAUCAUGUUGCCCAGCAGCUACAAAGCCUCCUGCAGUGGCUAAUGGGCGCACCGGCUGGCUUAAAAAUGAACAGAGCUUUGGACCAAGUCCUGGGCCGAUUCUUCCUCUAUCACAUUCACCUCUGGAUUAGCUAUAUCCACCUGAUGUCCCCCUUUGUGGAGAUGAUCCUGUGGUACGUCGGCUUGUCCGCCUGCCUUGGCCUCACUGUGGCCCUUUCCAUUCUCUCGGACAUCAUUGCGCUCCUGACCUUCCACAUCUACUGCUUUUAUGUCUAUGGAGCAAGACUCUACUGCCUCAAGAUCUAUGGCUUGUCAUCCCUGUGGCGUUUGUUCCGUGGGAAGAAGUGGAACGUCUUGCGACAGCGGGUGGAUUCUUGUUCCUACGACUUGGACCAGUUAUAUAUUGGCACGUUGCUAUUCACCAUCUUGCUGUUUCUCCUGCCAACAACUGCACUGUAUUAUUUAGUCUUCACUUUGCUGCGUCUGCUGGUGGUGGUUGUGCAAGGCUUGAUCCAUUUGCUAGUGGACUUCAUCAAUUCGCUGCCCUUUUACUCCGUCCUUCUUCGGCUCUGCCGGUCCUACAGACUCGCCUCCGGUGUCAAGUUCCGGGUUCUUGAGCAGGAGUCUGGGAAACCUCUUCGGCUUUUAAUGCAGAUCAACCCUCUCCCGUACAGCCACGUGGUACAAACGUACAGGCUCCCAACGUACAGCUGCUACCCAAAGGACUCCUGGGUCUCUCUGUGCAGGAAGCUCUUUGUCGGAGAGUUAAUCUACCCUUGGAAGCAUAAAGGAGAAAAACAGGCAGGCUCAAAAGAGUGAAUAUUGUGAGGAAAAGGCCAUUGUCCAGGCCAUCGCACCUUGAAACCAGCCCUUGCAGAGCGGUAGCCAAAUACACACCUCUUUUGCAAAGAUCUUUGUAGUAACGAUGCUUUCCGGGCCUUUUUCCUGGCCGCCAGUGGAAUUGCCUCCCACCACCUCCAUGAAUUGUUUUUGUAAUGAAAUAUUAUUUCAUCCUGAAUUAUAACUGUGUGCCUAAAAAGCAACAACAGCCAUAACCUCCUAA